This is a messenger RNA of Manduca sexta (tobacco hornworm), 4799 nucleotides long. RefSeq names its product gem-associated protein 5. Gene Ontology annotation, molecular function: protein binding. The record is from RefSeq and is a predicted model, not a curated record. Bases 106 to 3771 code for a protein of 1221 amino acids. The transcript is spliced from 18 exons. Lineage: Eukaryota; Metazoa; Arthropoda; Insecta; Lepidoptera; Sphingidae.
AGCCGGAAUAAAUAAAAAAAAAAAACAUUGCGCGGACGGGUUGAGUGCUAUUCUCCCGUUGCCGGUAUUUUAAUUUUUAACUUCGGGUGUUGUGAUUUGGAAAUCAUGGAAACUAUAUUGUUACCAUCACCGAACUGGUUUCACGUUGCAAUACUAGCGGUUAGUAAGGAUGGGUGGGUCGUAUAUGGAGGACCAAAUAAAAGUCUUUGUGUUUUGGAACCUCUACAAAAGAAUAAGGAUUUAACAAUAGAUGAUGACCAAUGUUACAAAGCUCACGUUGUCCUCAAAGCGCAUCCAGAGAAGAUUGUCAGUGUAGAUAUAUCUCCUGACUGGGCCCGGAAAAGAUGUUUUAUUGCUGGCAGUACAGAUGGAAGUGUCAAACAAUGGGCUCUAGAAGGUUCAGGCAAGGAUAUCAAAGUCAAGCCUGUACAGAGCCAUGAUUUUCACUAUCUUGAGAAGGAGGAUGUUGCGGGAGUUGGCUACAGCUUGGGAUCAUUUGCAAUAACCGUUGGUAGCUAUGGUAAUAUUGUUAAAUGGGAUCUGCAAUCCAAUGUGGUGAAGUCAAACGCCCACUUUCUGAAAAACUUUAGGCCAGUCUGCAUGGCGUGUUCCCCACAUGUGCCUUUAUGUGCGGCCGUGGGGACAAAACAGGGCGUCAUAUUUGUGCUAGACUUCAGCGGUCCUGGUAAAGUAAUGUAUAAGGUACGUGGCCAAGAUGAAGAAAUAGUCAACAUUAGUUGGUGUCCAAUGCUCAAGGUUACUAUUAAGAAAACAUAUAAAGAAUCUCCAGGUGAAGAUACAUUGAGCUUCACAAGUGAUUUUGACACAACUGAUAUUGAAGUUGCUGAUAAAGUAGAUAAUGUUGAAAACAAAGGCGCACAAUCAGUAGCAGCUGCAAAUCCUCUAGAAGCAUCUGGAGUAAUAAAGAACCUUCCAGAUGAUAGCUUUGAUGAUGCUGUUGUGGUGGAAGAGGACUUGUUUGAUAAGUACAAGGAUCAUGAGGCAGAUGAGUUUGGACACAAGAAAUACGAACCAGAAGAAAUUGUAGUUAAAAUAAAAGAGAAAGCUCCAGAAGGAGACUACUUAUCUGAAUGUUUGAAGCUGAAAGAAGAUAUAUUGCAGAAAAAGAAACAAGAAGAACAAACAAUACAUUCUUUGGUUGAGGCUAUGGAUAAAACGCAUGUAGAUAGUGAGAAGGAACCUGGCACAUCCAAGAGUAAAGUGACACAAGUUCGUAAAUCUCAGACAGUGUGGAAAACAACCACUUUUGGGCACAAACAUAUGCUGGCUUCAGUUGGUAAAUUUGGGGGAGUACGGAUUUGGUCAAGGACUGGUAAAUUAGUAGCAAAUUGUGCGGUGCCAGUGAACUCUAGCAAGGCUCACAGGAGCAAGGCGCCGAACUGGCCCACGCUGCUGUGGUACAAACCUAACUGCCUUCUAGUAGCUGACGGGAAAAGCGAUCUGUUGGAAAUCAAUCCUCUUGUUAUUGAUGCUAAAAACAAGUUAGAAUGGAAACAUGUGCAUUCCUUGCACAAACGUGGGCUGUAUUGCAUAGCAUCGCAGGCGCCUCGAAUCCAGGGGCCGACGGAAGCCCACUGGCCAGUGUGGACCGUGUCCCAGGACAGGAAUCUUAUAAAGUUCGACAUGAAAACUAAAAAUCCGAUUGCUACGUACGGAUCUUGUGGCGGGUACAUCUAUAAGAUAGAGGCGUGCCCGUAUGACGCUGGCAAAAUUGCGGUGAGCGUCGGCGACGGUGCGGUGCGAGUGUGGCAGACGGACACGCUGGAGAACGACGACUCCAAGCUCGGCCCCGGCAAGCUCACCACACACUGGCAGAACGUGCAGGGCAAGGUGCUCAAACUCGCCUGGCAUCCAAUCAGGGAGAACAUGCUGGCGUUCUCCACUGCUGAAGCUAGGGUGGGUAUCAUCGACACGAGCGGUAAGAACGAGAAGCCGGCGAAGGCGCUGCUGCCCGCGCUGCGCGGCGGCGUCUACUCGCUGUGCUGGGGCGACGGCUUCAACCUCUACGCCUGCGGGGGCGGCGAGCUCGUCAUCUACCAGGCCGACAAGAAGGACCAGUUCCCGACGCACGUGAACGUGGUGGUGGAGGGCCAGCGGUGGGACCUGAGCGAGGUGCAGUGGCGCGCGCGCGGGCUGGUGGUGGGCAGCGGCACGGGCGCCGUGGCCGUGCUGUCCGCCGCCACGCCGCACACACUGCUCGCCGUCGCCUUCCCCUUCACUAAAAUGAUCUACACGAUCGACUGGCACCCGCAGCAAAUAUCCACUUCUAACGAGGAGUCGCCGUUCAAGAAUCUCAUCGCUGUGUGUUCCCUAGACAAGCAGGGGGAUAUUGUCAUUUUGGAAUUUUGUGACAAUGAAGCAGAUACGAAAGAGUUGAAGAAGUUGAAGACGCUGUCGGCCCACAAGGCGCCCGUGCACGACAUCACCUGGAGCCCACACCGCGACGCGCAGCUGCUGUCCUCGUCGGCUGACGGCACUUAUAAGGUGUGGGAUGUGGCCGAGGGCGUGGUGUCGCACGUGCUGGUGGGUCCGUGCGCGUCGGCGCUGUGCGCCACGUGGAGUUCGUUCCCGGCGCAGGCGCACGCCGUGCUCACCGGCGGCAGCGACUACUCGCUGCGGCUCUGGGACAUUCGCAACUACCCCGCUGAGGCAUUCGACGAUUCCCAAUACCCUCAACUGCUUCUAAAGAAAGACAAAAAGAAGCUGAAAGAUAAGCGAGAAAUGAGGAAGAAAGAAGAGUACAUAGUAGAGCCAGAGGAGCAGAUCGCCGCCACGCUAGACACGAAAGUGAAGUCUUCCAGGAAAUAUUUGCUUCCAACCAUUUCCAGGCAAAUGAACAAUGGAAAGAUUGACGGGGCGCGGCGGGUGUUCAAGAACUACAUGGCCAAGCAAGAGGGACGCGUGUACGUGCCAGGGGCCCACGAUAAACAAGAAUACGACUUGGAAUAUUUAAAAAUAUUUGGCAGUAUGAAAGACGUCAACGAUGUGUUGGAUAAUGAGAUGGAACGUCACUUGGAGACAGGCAACCUCGAGCCGUGGAUCAUCCUUUCUAUAUUCCGCGGCCACAUCGAGGACAUGAUCCAGUUCGCGAGCCAGCGCGACAUGCUGUGCCCUUAUCUGCUCAGCAUAGCGCCCUGUGUCUCAUUCAAGUAUUGGAAGGACGCCACACAGCUAUAUCUGACUCAAAUAGACCGUCUGGUAGCCAGAGGCGAAGAAGAGAGGCUUAGUGAGAACCGUACGUACGGCGGUCCUGUGUUCCGCAAGGUGGCGACGCUGCUGAGCGUGCACGACGUGCGCGGCGCGGUGGCCGCGCUCAUGGACGCGCGCCUCUACCGCGAGGCCUAUCUGCUCUGCAGGAUCAGAUUCAUGGACAGUAUCGCUGAAGAGACGCUACAGCAGUGGGCAGAAGCAGUUGACUAUGCAGGAAAUACCAUUCAGGCAGCUGUUUGUUACCUGGUGCUUGGAAAUUUAAAACAGGCGGUAAUAACUCUCAGCAAGACAAACAUCCCAGAUUGUUUAGCCCUAGCAGCCGACUUAGCUAAAGUGACCGGCCAGACCCUGUUUGCAGACCACAUUGAGAAGAAAGUGCAAAUUGAGAAACUUCAAAUAAGUGCAAAUUCAGGAACCGAUGAUACCACUGAGGACACACUGCAAGAGUUGCCAUUAAGGGUUGAACUAUUCUUGGUUGCUGGCAAUAAUGAGGGUGACAGUGAAUCUGUCACUAAUGAGGACUCCGGUCUUGAUGAAUAGGCGACAUCCACUCUAACAAUGUUUCGCCUGUUAUAAUUAAACAUUUUAAUGUAAUCCCACCACUGUAUUACAUAAAAAUGCAUUUACUAUAUGUUAGAUAUGUUUUCAAAGAUAAUUCUACUAUUAGUACUAUAAAUCAGUAUUGGAUGUGUAGUUUACUACUGUUGCAUCACAUCUUCGUGUAUUGUUGGGUUUAUUUUCCUGAAACUCGCAAUAAUUAUUUUGCAACUGGAAUAUUGCUUUUGCCUUAUUGGAUGAAGUGGUAAUUGUGGGUGUAAUCGUAAGUCUAGAUAAAAAUGAAUGAAAGACUGUUUUUAUUUUUUAUAUCUUUGGAAGAUCGUAAAGAUCGAAGGGCAUAUUUUGGCCCGAACUUUUUAAGUAUAACUGAAGUUACCUUUGAUUGUUUUUGAUCUGUAUUGAGCUUACUAUUAAGUUGUAGUUUCUUCGAAAGUUUAAAGUAUAUCCAUUAUAUUGUAGUAGAAGGAAACUUUGUAAUAUUAUAUCUGUAUGUGGUUAUAACAUUUUUGAAAUUAGUAUUCUCCAUUUCAUAUGUGUCUAUAUUAAUGGCUAAAGGCCACAUAACAAUAAUUACAGUAACAGGUAUUUUCUUAUACUAUAUUAUUGUACCUCUCUUGUAUGUUGCAUGAACAUUUGUCGAUAUCCGUCUUUGUAGUAAUAAAUAUAAGACAGUGUAAUUAUCUCCCAGUUCCAUUCGAAUUACGUAGGAAUUCUUUCAAUAUAAUGGCUGUAAUAGGCUUUACUUAGGUACUAUUAUGCUUUUAAAGUGAUUUGUAUAAGUUGGAACGUCAGUGGUAUAAGUUGAUAUUGUUAAUUUCUUUUUUAAGUGUCACUGGUAAUUGUUGGUUGUGUUUAUUAUGUGGCGCCAAAACAGUGAAUAUCAAUUAAAAAUUGUGUUCAUGUUAUGUUCCUCAUUUACUCAAUUAAGUUAUUUACUGUUUAAAUAUUGAUGUUAUUAUCGUCAAUCUAGAUGUGUCUGGGACAUAAUAAAACAAUUAUGAAAAAUCAAA